Humulus lupulus (European hop) is the source of this 732-nucleotide messenger RNA. RefSeq lists its product as uncharacterized. The record is from RefSeq and is a predicted model, not a curated record. The coding region runs from base 1 to 732 and encodes 243 amino acids. The transcript has a single exon. Lineage: Eukaryota; Viridiplantae; Streptophyta; Magnoliopsida; Rosales; Cannabaceae.
AUGUUCAAUGCUGAGAAGGUUUCAAUUAAGACCUGCAAUGUGGACACAGCCGUCAUAGCCUUCCUAAAAGGCCUUCUGGUAGAAUCUGACCUUUAUAAAGAGCUAACUAAAUAUCCUUGCAGGAAAAUGGAGGAUGUUCUUGCCAAAGCAUGGGCUCAAAUCAAAUGGGAGGAAGACGAGUCUAACAGACAAUCGAUCUCUAACUACUCAAAUUCUUGUGAGAGUCGGGGUCCGAAACAAGUAGAGCGCAAGUCAUCUUAUCAUGUUGAACCUUAUCCAACCAACAAAUCCAGACCAUUUCAAGGUGGUGGAAGAGCUCCACCCCAACGAUCUCGUGAUUAUCAAGAGAGAGGACAAUCAUCCCAAAGGUUUAGAAGUUACCAAGACAAAGCACCAAUUCCGAAGUAUACUCUGACUAUAGACCAUGUUGAAGUGGUUGCUGUGAUGAAAGGCAUGGGAAAUAAAGCCAAGUGGCCUGGAACGAUUCAAAAGCCAGAAGCUCUGAAGGAUAUGACCAAAUGGUGUGAAUUUCAUAGCGAUCACGGACACACCACAUCUGAAUGUAUAGCACUCAAAUUUGAAGUUGCAGGACUCCUUCGCCAAGGACAACUACGUGAUUUUCUUUCUGAUAAAGGCAAAGCAACCAUAGCAGAAGGAGACAAAAGACAAGAAAAUCCACCUGAACCCCCUCAAAAUGCAAGGAUUGUAAAUGUGAUUUCAGGAGGAUCAUAA